Molecule: messenger RNA, 570 nt
Organism: Drosophila sechellia
Lineage: Eukaryota; Metazoa; Arthropoda; Insecta; Diptera; Drosophilidae
Exons: 2
Coding region: 204-512 (102 amino acids)
Source: RefSeq, a predicted model, not a curated record
CUUAUUUGAAAUCGCGACAUGGUUAUUGAUGGAUGGGUCGCAUUAAUUAGUAUUGCCCCCUAGCUCAUCCCACAGCCAUAUAUCUGGUAUUAAAAGUUGCAUUAUGCGUUAUGGUCAUACUGUAAGCAGGAUAAAUUGGAGCGUCGGUGGCGAGUCACACUGACAAUUCUGGCGUGCUUCAUAGCGUUAAGAACCUAGGCGAAAUGACCUCCUGGCGCAAUAAGAAACGUUUGUGGAAGAAAAUUUUGGCCAGAUUGGCCCGUCAAUUGCCGGCAACACCAUCUGAGUCAAAUGAAGUAUUAAAAAGGUCUAAUUUGAGCUGGAAAGACAAGUACUUCAACCAGGUUAGAGCUGCCGCUCUACGCGCCAAGGCACGCCAAGAGGCAGCAAAGAAAACUACCGUAGAUGCCAAUGCUGCGGCCGUAAACGUUCCGAAGCCCGAAGAAAAACCCAGAAGAAUAACCAGGAGCAUGACCAAGAAGCUAUCUCUCGACAAGCCCAAACAUGUAUAGAACGAUGUGAAAUGUUCGUUUACCUUUAUGCGUAAAAUAAAGAACCCACACACAUACA